Molecule: messenger RNA, 2130 nt
Organism: Centruroides sculpturatus (bark scorpion)
Lineage: Eukaryota; Metazoa; Arthropoda; Arachnida; Scorpiones; Buthidae
Product: gremlin-2-like
Exons: 2
Coding region: 1033-1752 (239 amino acids)
Biological process (GO): animal organ morphogenesis
Molecular function (GO): receptor ligand activity; BMP binding
Source: RefSeq, a predicted model, not a curated record
AUAAUCGAUGCAUUUCUUGUUUAUAACACUUAAAAAUGUAUCUAAGAAUAAACUCCCAACGAAAUUUGUUACAUUUUGUAUAUCAUCAUCAUCAUCAUUUUUAUAUUUUUGUGCCAAAAACCCGGUAUCCAUCUCUGUUGUAAUAUACUUACGAAACAUCAGGAAGAAAUUUCGAAUUUUGCCAAAAUUAAUUGGCCCUACUUCCAAAAACACCUUCAUUUCCAACUGUAUUAUUGUUACAACGCUUCCGGGUUCAUAUAUAGGCUAUAUAUAUAUACAUAUAUGUGUGUAAACAUGCAUAAGUUAUAUACUACAGCUCGACAAGUUGUUAAUUUUCCGUGCAAAAAAAAAAAAACAUAAAAAUAAGUUAAAUUUAGUGCUGUUAAUGGAUUAUAAAUGGUGCAUUUAAUGUUUUAAUGCAAGAAUAUUAAAAUUAAUUUAUUUUAUUUGUUUUAAAUAGAAAGGAAAAGAGGGAUGGAGGGGAUAGAAACAAAAGAAAAGAAUGAGAAGGGAAAGAAAAAGUGAAAACGCGACCCACCGAAUUACGUGUAAAUUUUGCAAUGCGGAUCGCAAAGGAAAAUAAUUGAGUGUCCCAGGAAUAUGGUAUUCGUAAGCAAAGCGUCAAACAGUCGCGCCAGUUUGGCCAGACGCCAACUGUGAAUGGGAGGGUUGGUAUGAAUGGGAUAAGCAAAGCCACACUUCUUGGCUUGGAUCGACCAUAGGCGCCACUUGGCUGAUCACAUGACUAUCGUGGCGUCAAUGUCAGUCUGGAUGGCUGAUCGUGACCUCACGUCUUAGCACGAUACCUGCACCAUUUGAACGGAAGAGGAGAGAGAGAGAGAGAGAGAGAGAGCUAAGGAAAUUCAGGCCAUUUGGACGAUUUCCAUGCAAAUGGCUACCACCUCUCUAAUUGGCUUCAUAGCGAUUUCGUUACUAUUUUUAUAUAUUAUAUUUAUCCAUACGUUAUCAGAAUUUUUUGAUAUAUGAUGUAAUUGAAGAAAUUAUAUUUAAUACAGCGAUUAAAAAUUCGCAAUGCAGAGGUACAUUGUUACCUUCUUCAUUCUCAUAGUUAUGACAGUCAACCAGAUGAGGACAGCUGGCAGGAAACGUAAAGAUAAGGAUGGAGAAGAACUAAGAAAUCAAGAUGUUGUAUUCAUAUCGUUUCUGAAUAAAGAAGAUAUUAGAAAUCAAUCACUCAAGGAUGAAAGUUCUUUCUAUGCCGAUUUAGAAAAUUUUGGUAACAUCGAAUUGGAAGGAAACAAAGUAACAAUAGUGGUUCCAGUUGAAGAAAUAAGAAGAAGAAAACGAAAAGGAUGUAGAAAUAAUUGCAGAAAACAUAGUAAAACAAGUACUACACAGAUGCAAAGCAAUCAUACGAGAAGACAGAAUACAGAUAGUAGUUUAUCAUUACUUAAACCACACGGAAAUCCAAUAGUAAUCAUGAAAGCAGAAAAAUUCAGGAAAGAUUGGUGCCGAACGGAAAGAGUUAAACACAAAAUAAGCGAACAAGGUUGUAAAUCGAAAAUCAUUACGAAUAACUUCUGUUAUGGUCAAUGUAAUUCUUUCUUCAUCCCACGACAGAUAAGAGGAAGAAAAGAUCUGAAUAACUUUCGUUCGUGUUCGUUUUGUCAACCCUCCAGUUCUAGAUGGAUUAGUGUAAUCCUUCAUUGCCCACAACUUGUACCACCAUAUAGGAAGAAAAGAAUAUAUCGAGUCGAUAAGUGCCACUGCAGUACAAAAAACAUCACGUAAUCGUGAUGUAAUUUUAGUCAUAAGAUUUUGUUUUAUGUGACAUGUUUUAGUGUCAAAAAAAAAAAUUUGUUAUACUACUGUUAAUAUAUAUAUUGACUUCCACCCCCCAACAAGUUAUAUUUUAUAAAAAAAAAAAAAAAAAAACAUUUCUGUUGAUUCGUGUUGUAAAAUUUGCUUAUUCAUCAAUAUUUAUUAUUGCUUUAUCAUUUAUUAUAUACAACAAUGUCGGGUGAUUAUUUUAUGUAUCGAUAAGCAGUAUUUUUAACUCUUAGAAGUUCAGACACCACGUUUUGUAUAAUACAGUCGACCCCCCCCUAUAACACCGUUUUAUAUGAAUUCCAUGUUGUACGAGUCACUUAGAUUUUACAAAUACGCGUG